AUGGAUAGUGGUGUACCAAGAGGGGAGACAUUUGCGUGUUACACAACUUGGUUUGAACUUGAGAAGGUAUCACAGUAUCACGUAAAUAUACAGUGGAUUGAAAAAUUGGUAUUGGCAUUUCUAAUUUCCUUGAAAUACUUUUAGUUUCGUGGAAACAAAUGAUACAUUAAUAAAAUCUGUUUCCAUCAUCACUACAUAGAAAAGUAAUUUUGUACAAUAGCAAUUUCCAAUAACGAGUCAUACAAUAAUAAUACAAAUAACAUAAACAUUUGAAAAUUAAAAAGAAGUUUUUCUUUUUACUCUAGCUCUACUGUACAUUUGAAUAGAAUAUAAUAUAAUGUUUCUGAUAACAUUCAACUAUUAAAUGAAUAUUAAGAGUUGAAACUACGAGCAUGGCAAUACUUUUUUGAUUCUCCAAUUUUUAUAUUACUUGUACCAUUAUUGAAAAUUGCCACUGUGCAUGUUACUUUUAUAUGUAGUGAACUACUUAUGGAAACAGAUUUUGUUAAUAUAUCAUUUGUUUUCAUAAAGAUAUGCGCCAAGAAAUUAGAUGUGCCAAUACCUAUUGUUUGAUCCACUGUGCUUUCAACAAAGAAUCUAUUUUUUCGUCUUCGUGACAGUUAUCAAUCCCAUUAAACUAACGCAAUCAGUAUUUCAUCAGUCAUUUCUUUCAAAUGAAGAAUGAAACUCGAGUGUGAUCUCCAGAGCGGAAAUUGAAUGUGGACUCAUUGACCUAAAACCUGGCGCGCGGUGAUAAAAUAACAGGAAAGAAAUUUUUGGCAUUUUCUCAGCCAAGAUUCCUGUUAUCGACGGGCAUUGUGAAAGGUCAACAGAAAGGGUAAAAUGGUCACGAGUGUACGGCACUGCUGAUCGAUCGGGUCGCGUUCUGGCAACGAUCCCAUAACGCGUGCACGACCGUCUCGGAAAUUUUUACUAUUUUUUAGCCAAUUGAAAAAUCACCCCCCCCCCCCCCAAAAUACAACAAUCGUUUUGUUCUCUCUGUGAAAUCUAACGACCUUUGUUUUUUCAAUCUGUCUCGCCGCGGUAUGAGUAUUAUAUUUGAAUUGUUCCAAGUCAUUAGACUGAACCAGAGUUAUUUAUAGAAUUUAUAGUAGUGUCAAUCAAUUCAAUACUAAUUAUGUAUUUAAGAAACGAGGUUGGGAAACUCGCUCAUGAAAUAGUAUUAGCCAGUUUAACUUUUGAGACAGUAUGUAGUACAAUGAAGAGCAUAAUUAGAACAAUAACUACAGGUUUUGUAAAAGUCCUUUCUUAUAAUGUUAUUGGUACAAAAAAAAAUGAAUGUACUUUUAUACACUUUGAUGUUAAUGACAGUGAAAUGUGAUUUGAUGAAACCUAUAGUAUUGUAUAUCAAUUCAAUUAUUCAUUGUAUUAUAUAUAAUAUAGCAGUGACUCAUGAAAGUAUUCAAACAUCUAUCAUAGAAGAAUUUAUUAUUCAUUUAUAUACUAACAUAUACAUUAUUCAUGAAUAUAUUCAUGCAUUGUUUCAUGUAUACUAUUAUUAUGUGAAACAUUUUGAAAUUAACAUUAUAAUGAAAGAUGUACCAUCUAAAAGUUACAAGAUAUUUGCUGCAUAUAUAUAUUUACACUAAAUAUUAUUUAGAAAAACAAUUGGUAUCAUUUUAUUAUCUUAGUAUCAUCAUCUUGUAAUAAGUGUUGAAGAUAGUCCCAUUGAAUAUUAA
This is a messenger RNA of Heterotrigona itama, 1700 nucleotides long. Lineage: Eukaryota; Metazoa; Arthropoda; Insecta; Hymenoptera; Apidae. The record is from the annotation of a GenBank genome assembly.